AUGCAUUACACAUUGGCCGGAUUUUGCAGUCUGUUAGGAAGCCUCCUGCGCUGCAGCGGAUACAAUGUGUCGCUAAAAGAAAUUGAUAAGAUAAAAGACAAAAUUGUAGAAAACAAAAUUAAGGAAAAAAGCUCGCAAGUGAAUGAAAAGAGGGAAACAGAAAUUACUACAAACGAAAAAGAUGCCAAUAAUGACACGUCGAACCAUAAGCAAGCUGAAACAACUAACGUCGACGAUGAUGAUAAUGAUAAUAGUAAUAAUAUAUCCAAAAUGCUAAGCGAUUUAAAAAAUUAUGAUAACUUUAUCGAAUUGGAAAAACAAAAAGAAGAAAAAAAAAAAAAAGAAGAAAAUAAAAACUUAUUUAGUAUAAAGGAGUUUUUUAGGAUCAUUCACCUGCCAAAUAUAACCAACGAAACUAAGCCAUCAAAUGUUUUAAACUCUUUUGAAAUUUUCGAUGAAAAGGGGAAUGGAAGAAUAUCCAUCAAAAAGUUGAGAUUUAUUCUUCAGUACUUAGGGGAACCCCUAAGCAACGCAGAUUUUGACGAAUUCUUUGAUUGGAUCAAGACGGUAAGUGUUCCAGCGGAGAGGGGGGGAAGGGAAGUAUAUAUGAACUUUUGUGUGGAGAGCUUUCCCUUGCAUCGGGUCAUGUCAACAGCUCCAUGCUAUACGCUGAUGCGAUGUGACGAUUUAACAUGCUUUCCUUACGUGAGACACUGUACACAUAAAAUAAUUUUCUCCCCCGAUCGACAGAAGGAUAAAGUGUACAAGAAGGACUAUAUAAUUUACGAGGAUCUGCUCAACGAGCUGGUAAAUAAAGACACCAGCGUUUAG
Messenger RNA from Plasmodium cynomolgi strain B, 831 nucleotides. RefSeq names its product calmodulin. Gene Ontology annotation, molecular function: calcium ion binding. The record is from RefSeq and is a predicted model, not a curated record. Bases 1 to 831 code for a protein of 276 amino acids. Lineage: Eukaryota; Apicomplexa; Aconoidasida; Haemosporida; Plasmodiidae. Gene Ontology annotation, cellular component: cytoplasm. The transcript has a single exon.